Messenger RNA from Rattus norvegicus (Norway rat), 9312 nucleotides. It is a transcript of the gene Tlcd4, whose product is annotated as TLC domain containing 4. The record is from RefSeq and is a predicted model, not a curated record. Gene Ontology annotation, cellular component: membrane; endoplasmic reticulum. NCBI's taxonomy places the organism in Eukaryota, Metazoa, Chordata, Mammalia, Rodentia, Muridae.
CAUAUAUUCAGGGAAAAAAACAUAAUGUAAGCACAAAGAACUCAAAACUUACUCAGAAUUUUACCCCCACAGGGAUAACAUUUCUUAAUAUCUUCAAAUAUUUUCUUCCUAAAACACAGUUGAAAUUAAUUUUAAAUAAAUACUCAUAACAUUUGGGAAAAAGUUCUUGAUAUACUAAAACUCCUAGAGCAGUUAUUCAAUUUUUGUUACUAAAUGAGCCACGCCCCCAAACCCUGCCCCUCUGGCCUUUCUUCUUCCUCCCCUCCCUUCCACUCCUGUGCUGUAGAUGAGCCCAGGGCCUUCUACAUGCCAGGCAAGGGCUUUGCCUCUGAGGCAGGUUUCCAGCUCUAGCCCAAACUUUCUGAUCAGAAUGUGUGGUGUCAUUUAGGCUCCAUCUCUGGAACAGGAAGAAGAGAACUGAGCGGAUUUUUCUUGAGCUCCAUUGUUAUUUAAAAAACAAAGUAGUUUUCAGUCUUAAUUUUACAAAGCUCUAUUUAGAUUUUUUUUAAAAAAAAACUAGUUCACCAGGGAAAUUUGCAUCAUUUAAGGGAAUUUUUAUUUUAUUUUUAAUUUUUAUUUGUUUAUAUAUUUUAUGUAUGGAAGUACUCGGCUGCCUGUACAGCUACAUAUCAGAAGUGAACAUCAGACCCCAUAUAGAUGGUCGUGAGCCACCAUGUGGGUGCCCAGGGCCUCUGGAAGAGCAGCCAGUACUCUUAAUUGCUGAGCCAUCUCUCCAGUCUUUAAGAGUAGAUGAAUAAAUAUUUUUAUUUCUCUCGAGCUGUUUCUAUGAUCAAAAAGCAUAAAAAGGCAAUUUAGCUUUGAUGUAACGCAUUAAAAAUGCGGGACUUCACACAAUAAGCAGAAUUUUGAGGUAGUAAAUUUUUGUUAAGAGUAACUAGGAUCCAAAAGUGAAUAAUUGAAAUGACACGUCUAAAGAAAUUAAAUUGCAUAAAAAUUUCAGAAAAUUACAAUAGGUGUAUUCUCUCCUAAAAUCACUUUUUUUUUAUAUUUAACAUUCGAUCUGAGCAUGUAUUAAGGUGGAUCUUAUACGAGUUAGACAUCAGCCUGGGCUAGCAGAGAUCGUUUCAAAUGUGGGGGUGGGGAGAGGAAAGUAAGUUUUGAGAUUCGACUAGUAUUUCAGAUCUCCGUCUUUGUCCAUGAUGUAGUCACUAUGUCAUCUCGAUAUGCUCUUGAAGCUUGGCAAUGUGUUUAUAGAAGCCUAUGAAGACUAGUGGGGCAUCCAUAUGUCUAUAGUGUAUUUCCAUAGGUUUACGUGGCUUGUUUGGUUAAUUAUUGUUGGAGCUAGAGGAUUAUAGAUGUUCAGGGUAACGAUGGUGAAUUUAUCAGAAGAGAACAGAGCAACUGACCAAUGAUGAUCAGAUAGGACAAGUGCCUGUAGAUGACAGUCCUGAGAUAGCGCUGUGAAAUCUGUCCUAUCUGAACUGACCCUAUAGAUAUCUGCCUAUAACCAUCACAUGCCCACACAGUUAUGAGAUGAGCGCUAUGAGUACACGAAGCAGCUAUGGAGCAAAGCAAAAACAACCAGGGGCUAUGCGGGUUGUGAAAUAUCUGUGAGGAAACAGGUGUGGCCAUGGCACUGCUGCCCUGGAAUGCUGAUACUCUUAGGCAGAACAAGGGGGACAACCUGCUCGGUCUUCCUGGCUACUUUUCUGACCAUGUAGCUGGUAGAGGUUUUCUCUGUGGUUCUUCCCAGACUGGGGGGCUUUCAGAAAUAAUUGAAUUGUUCCAUUUCUAUAAAUGAAGAAGUGAGCUUCAGUGAGCUUGGCUAGCUCAGUUAGCUGAAGACAGCUCCCCUUGCUAUAAAAGAACUUCAGGUUCAAAUAAAUAGGAUUUCAGUUCUAUUGCUUUCCAUGUUGAAUAUAAAUACAGAUGUGGUGUGAAAUUAUGUGUGCAUUUUCUGGCCUAAAUCAGCAGCAGAUGGUCCCUGUGUGCAUACAAUAUUAGGUCAAAUAUGUAAGCUUUAUUGAUAGGCAAUUCUCACAAACUGCCCUAUGUCAUUAAUGGUGGACUUUCCAAGUGACUCCGUUUAUGUAGAAUUUACCUCUUUCCAAAAAUAGGACGUGUGACUGCUUUCUUUUUGUAAAUUAUAUAGCUUGUGUGUACCUCUGCUUAUUUAGUUUUAUCCCAGGUAAUUCUAUCUUGUUGAUACAGCAGGUGAGAAAGCACAGUUUAUUGACUUGGCAAUUUGGGAUACAUACAUAUACAUAUACAUAUACAUAUACAUAUACAUAUACAUACACAUACACAUAUACAUAUACAUAUACAUAUACAUAUACAUAUACAUAUACACAUACACGCGUAAAAUCCCCCAAACAGUCCAGUCCUAUUUAAACAUCCUGACUACAGAGGGGCCCACGAUGCAGAUGGAUUGCUAGUGUACCCGUUCUUAUUACGUGGAAAUCGAAUCCAGGGCCUUGGACAUGCUAGGCAGGAGCUACACUCUGACUGCUUGCGGUCCUUCAAGAGUGUUCUCUAGGGGUUUGGGAAGAGGCUGCUCUGAGACAUCACGCCUCUUCCACACAUGUGCCUCCUACCCGGUUUGGCUAGCACCUGCAGCCUCAAACCAGAACAGGGCGGAGCUCGACUUUGGCCGUGUCAGACGUGGCAGAAAAAAAAAAAAAAAAAAAAAAAAACCCAUCAGUUGCCCUUUCAUCCCCUUCUCGAUAAAGCAAACCAUGCCGAUCUUUUGCAUAGCGUCUGGGCAUAUAAAGCAGAAUUCACCAUUGGAAAAGGGUUUUGGUUACGUGGCGAGCCGGGACGCUGACCGCCGCGGGGGCGGACUCACAUACUUCUCCCCACUCGUGAGGUCUGUGACUUGCUGGGAAAGCCCGCGAACCGCACACUGCACCCGGGCCGAGGUGUGAGCUCUCAGGGUUCCAUCGCAGUUCCCCGCCGAAGCUCGCGGCUCCGAAUCCCUGCCGCGACCCAAGUUCCAGCGCCGGGAGGUGGGCCCCACGCGCGGCCUGCGGGCCCCGCCCACUCUGGCCUGGGGUCGGAGCCGCGGCGAGCGCCAGCCCAGUCCGAGCGGCCGCGUCCCCUUUAAGGAGCCGCUCUGCGGUAACCCGAGCCCGCAGUCCGGGCGGGCGCGGCGGCAGCGCGAGCCUCGGCGACAGCUCCUUCAGGCUCCCCCGGCUUCCCGCGAGCAUCUCGCGCGUGGCUCGGGCCGGCGCAGCCCUCGGGCCGGCUGGAUGAUCAGGCGCCUGUGAGCCCCGCUGCGCUCUCCCCGCCCCGCGCAGCCGCCGCCCGCGGGAGGCGUCCCGGGACCGGGCACAGGCAAUGGUCUAUGACUUUGGCUUAAAUGAUUCUUAGAAAUUAUCCGACCAACUCUUUCAAUUUAUAGAUGAGAAAACUGAGUCAAAAAGAAACAGGUUGAAGGACGAUGGAGGCCAACACUAACGUGGUCAUCGGCACCGUCUGCUGCAGCUUUGUCACUUUUCAGCUUCUUUUCCAUUUCAUAAGUUGCUGGUUUUCAGCAAGAGUCUCUCUGGGCUAUAACAGUCUCAGCACCGAGAAGAAGAUCGAAUGGAACUCGAGGGUAGUGUCCACGUGCCACUCUAUGCUGGUUGGGAUUUUUGGUUUAUACCUCUUCUUCUUCGAUGAAGCUACUAUAGCUGAUCCACUCUGGGGUGAUCCAUCACUUGUGAAAAUAAAUAUUUCGACUGCUUCAGGCUACCUCAUUUCUGAUUUAUUGAUUAUACUUUUUAAUUGGAAAGUGAUCGGAGACAAAUUUUUUAUAAUUCACCAUUGCGCAGGACUAAUUGCAUACUACUUUGUAUUGAAAAUUGGAGUGCUUGCAUACAUUGCCAAUUUCCGCCUGCUUGCUGAGCUUUCCAGCCCCUUUGUAAACCAGAGAUGGUUCUUUGAAGUCCUGAAGUACCCCAAGUUUUCCAAAGUCAAUGUCAUCAAUGGAAUUCUUAUGACCGUGGUCUUUUUCAUCGUGCGGAUCAUCGCGAUACCUCCAAUGUACUUCUACGUUUACUCCGUGUACGGAACAGAACCCUACAUAAGGCUUGGAUCUGUAGUCCAUUUUGUCUGGAUCUCUUCUUGUAUUGUUUUAGAUGUGAUGAACAUCAUGUGGAUGAUCAAAAUCACAAAAGGAUGCAUGAAAGUCAUCUCUCUCAUCAGACAAGAGAAAGCCAAGGACAGCCUUCAGAAUGGAAAACUCGAUUAAAGGCGGCUUCAUCAGACAGCUGUGUCCACAGACCAUCUUCAUUCCGCUGUCUUGUCUGAUAGGACGAGUUCUGUGCCGGCCGCUGUCAGGCAGUGUUGUUACUGUGGCGCUCUCAGUGUUUUCGUUUCUCCUUUCUUUCCUCUUUAGACAGGAGAAAAUGCAAUUUAGUUCUCAUUUCAGGAUUUCUUCUUUGCUUCUAUAUUUUUAGGCAUGGAUGGAAAUCGAAAGGUUUAAAUAAAAGUUGUAAGUAGAGUGGUAAAACUUUUCUGAACUCUCAGUGUACGUGAAGGGUAGAAAUGGUUUGGUGAUUUGGUGGCCUCUGUCCACCACCCAUUUUGCUGAAGGAAUGAGACCGUGUGUGAGCAGCUGUCCGUUGUGUUCUUUGCUAAUGUCAGUGCCUGUGCAAGGCCUCAUGUCUAAGUUGCCAAGAUGCCCAGGCCACCGGAAAUGACACAGUGUCAUUGGAAUAUGCAGUCAUCUGUUAUGAUGGAGUAUUUCUCAUGUUGAUAAUAUCCUAUUUGAAAAUACUUUAUGCAUUUUAAGAUUUCAGAUGCUGCUUUAUUUCUGUCUUUAGUGCUUUAUCCAAUUAUAUUUUUAAAAUGUUAUAGUGAGGCAAGGUUUAAGACCCAUCUUGUGGCCCAUUUGGUCGAAUGUCUUCUGAAAGUGAAUACCAGUAGAUGACUACUACUUGGGCUGAUAGGAGGACCCCUAAGAACAGGUCCUGAACACUGCGGCCCUCCCCUCUGGUGCCUUGUACUUUCUCCAAUGAGGAUUAUAUUCUUGCAGAAUCUUCCCAACUUCCAAGUCUGACACCAGAACAUCUGGAACGCUUCUGAAAUCAGCCUUGUGUUGUUGCUGAGACUAAAACUGCAGAUAAGGCAGAGUUUGUGCUUUACUCAUAGAUUUUACUCAGGCUUGCUCAGUUUAUCUUUGCUGUUUUUUUUUUUUUUUUCUUAAAGGGAAGGAAGGAAGGAAGGAAGGAAGGUGACUUAACCCAAGUAUUCUGAUUAUCAAAACUGUCAUUCUAUGAGAAAAAAGUAAAUGUGUGCGUGCGUGUGUGUGGGGGUGUUUUUCUUUUUACUUUGAUUCUUGUAAUCCAAAUAUAGAAUUAUAGCUAUUAUUGCUAUUACUUAGCUAUUAUUGCCUUUAUUUAUUUUGUCUUCUGAAGCACUUGACUUUAAUGAUUGUUCUUAAGAAACAGACUUAAUCCAAUUAGUGGUGAAUACUUGAAUUUAACUGAACCUAAACCAAAAGAUCUAAUCCAUUUAGAGUCUCAGACUGAAGGAGAGCGUUUGACUCUCUCAUUAUUCAUCUUAUGACGACGAAAGGAGACUAGUGGAAUGUAAUCAAAACAUUUAAUGUAAUGUAGUGUAAUUUAAUUGUCCAGUACAGAUAGAGUCUGGCAAGUUCUGGUAUGUUUAAAGAUGGGAAUUGAAAUUCCAGUCAAUCAAAUGAUAAAAAUCAAGUUGAUUGUCUUGUGCUUGGUGUGUUUACUUUGAAAGAUAAAGUCACAUAAAAGACAGGCCUUUGUCUUCAAAGCAGCUGAUGUCGCACUGGUAAUGGCUGGCUAAGUUUAUUGCUGUCUCCAUCCUAGACUUGCAAGUGUGUAUUGGUUGUGUAGGAAUGCAAAUGAGUUUAUCGCUUGUGGCUCUUUUACAAGAAAAUGGGCUUUUUUUUUUUUAAAGAGAGAAGACACUUAAAAAACUAUUUUGGAAAUUCACUAAGAAAGGGAUAAACCUCGAGGUAAAUAUUUUUGGCUUUUUGGAUAUUGCUACAAUUCUGAACACAGAUUUUAAACUUGCCAUCAAAAUGAUGGUAGCAUGUAGUUCUGAGUCUUCAUGGAGGCAAUGAGUGUUUCCUGCUUAAAAGGUCAUAUGUAUCAUUGAUCAUUGCUGUUAUCAUCGAUUGAUUAUCAUUGAUCAAUAGAACCGGUUAGUCUGUUCAGAAUACCAAACAUUGAACCAAGAUUUGCCAUUGCCUUUGUUAGCAAUCCUUAUUAGCUGCAGCAUCUGGAGUUCCAACUCUCCACAUCCUUUAUAGAAGGACAAGCAUUGGAAAUAUCCUGCAUACUGCCACUGCAGGCAGCGCCCACCGGGGCUAUAUCUUGCUGUUCUGUGAUCGUAUUUAUUAAAACAAUGACAUUUUCAUUUAUUGAAUGACAAAUUUUUGCUAGAUAUUUUAGAUAUAAGUAUUUUGGCUACGUGGAUUAAUUUAAAUGAGUCUAUUAGGCAUUCUGAUAUUUAACAAGUCUUAAAAUAUUUAUAGAAAAUAAAAGCAAAUUGGUAUAAAUUUUUAAGCAACUCUAUUUUUCUAGAGAAGAUUAGUGACAAUCUGAAUAUGUAGUAUUCUAGAAAACAAACUUUAAAAAAGGAGCAAAAAUAAACUGAUAACAUGCAAGAUCGGGGAUCCUGCAUUCGAUAUUUUAUGUGUGAGACUUAAAAUUUUUCGAGCUUGGGUUCAUAGAAUUCGCAUUCUGUGUCUAAAAUCACUUGAGGGAUUGUUUGCAUUUAUUUGAAAUUCAAAAUGGAGUUAUGCAUGCAUGCAAAGAAAUUAACUCAAAGUACUCUAGUACGUUGGCUUUUUAAAAUAGAAGUGGGUUUUUUUCUGUUUUGUUUCGCUUGUUUUCUGUUAUUUCAUGGACCCGUCAUGUGUUAAGAGGAAUAAUGGUAGAUUUUACCAUCUCUGAGAGUUGCCCUGCUGUACUUUGGAUAAACUGGGUCCUUAAGGUUUGGAAAAUUGCCUCUUUACAGGUAUUUGGAUGGAAUUCUAUCAUAAAUUUUAAUAAUUUGCUUAACACAAAGUUUUGUUCAAGUGUUGGAUUUUUUUAAUUGCUUCCUCUCAGGCCUUGGGCAUUUGGAGACAAGUUCUUUGUGAGGUUUCAGCUUAACUCCUGGUGGCAUUUCUCAGGCACUUGCAAAUGCCUUUGUCACGAAUGCACAAAGGGAAAAGUCUCAUCCUAACACGUUUCCUUCCUUUCAUUUUUAAGAAAAACCAACAUGUCCCACAGGACCCCAUUAACAUACCUGCGUAUGUUUAUUCCUGCACUGCUGUUAGCUCCAAUCUGCAAACAAGCGCUUAACGAUUGGUUCCUAUGCGUUGCCUGGCUUCCAGUGCUUCCGCCGUCUGUGCGGUGGAAAAGCCCACUCGGUUACGGGCACCGGUAAUGUUUCCUGGAAGGUUAUGCAUCUUGCGCUUUGGAUUUCAUCAAAAGGAAACAUUUUACUCGGUUAGAGUAAACAUUUUACUCGGGCAGAGUGUUUCUCAGCAGGUGUGACCCAGCGCACCAGCGGCAAUCUUCCGGUGUGAACAGUCUGGUGUGAAUGCGCGCGCACAUUUCCCAGCCCUACCCGCAGCUGGCUCACCGUAAAGCUACUGAAAGCUAACUCUGGUGCAAAACUCGGAUGAUGUGUGCGGAAAUGAGCAAAUCCCACAGGGCCCGGAGUGGGGGGGAGACAGCAAGACUGGUUUUCCUUCCAGAGAUGUUAGCUCUUCCUCUAUUGGUGGUUUCCUGGCUGAGCUCUCCGGCUCGCUCAUCUCCAAUGCCCCGCAGACCUCAGCAUCCCCUUUCCAUAUGCCAGGGCCUCCCCAUGUCUCCUCCUGAGACACCCCACUCAUCUGGAUGCUUCUCAGUCUCUUGUGGCGGGUUUCAGAGUUUACAAACAGGUUUCCUCAUGGACACAAGCAUUGUAGGAGGUGUAAAUAAAGAUCUGACAAACCACACUUUAUUAAGAGGCGACAGGAAGCCAGUCAGCGUAUAAUAAUACCUGUUUACAACAUGAAACAAAGGCGAUUAUGGUUUUAUUAAGAAACAUCUGUAAGCUCUUUCUUAAACUGGUUUAGCAAUAAGAGUUUUAUAAAGUGUUUCAGCUGGGGAUUUAUUGUAGGUGUGUUUAAUUAUAUAAAUGUUCUUUAUAGACCCCAUGGCAGUACUGAGGUUGCAAAACAGAGCUGUUCUGAUGAAGGUAAGGUCUGGCAUUGUUAUAGAGUUUUCUUCAACAUAAAAGACUUCUGUGGUACUGUUUAUUUAAGACUUCCCAGCUAAUGAGUUAUUUAGUGUUUUCUCGAGUACAACACCCAGGGACUUGAACCCUGGUACCUUUGUGAUCCGAACUUCAACUCCCACCUACUGGAUAGUGUGUCACACUUUGUUUUUUUAUUGCAGUAGACAGCCUCGAAAGACGGGUUUGUUUGCAUGGAAAGCAUUCACAUGUAUCCAUUCUGAACAGCAGUCUUGAUAUUUAUUAGGUCCUACACAUAAGACCAAACCCAGUUAAAACCGUUUCUGAAUCUCAGUUUAUUUGCUCCAUACCUCUCGCUGGAAAUUUCAGUUUUUUUCUUUGCAUUUUUAUGUAAUUCUGCCAUUGGUGUGUGUUAGAAUCAUUUGCUCCUUUUUUGGUUAAUGGAACCUUAAAAAUAUGGCUGUAAAUAAAAAUGUGCCCUGUAGUUUUGUUUGUUGCCUGAAUAGUUUCUGCGGAUUGUGUCUGCUUUUUCCUUAAGGAAUUUUUUGUGUAGAUUAUACUCUUACAAGUAGGAUAAAUUAUGAAGUUUUUGAGUUGUUUGGGUUUGUAAUAACAUUUCAACGUAGAUCUUAUUUGCCGACGCUACUUUCGAACCGCAGGACAUGCACUCGCUAUAGUGAUAUGUACGUUUUUUUCUGAUGCUAUAAUAUAUGAUAUUGUCAAGAUAUGCUUAAUAAUUUCCAUAAGACUGAGUUUUAUUUACAAAACAUAAGACCAGAUAAUUUGUAAACCAGUGUUACUAAGAUGUAUCAGUAAUUAAAAUACAACCUAGGAGCUUUGGUUUGGUGUCUGGUUGUGCUUUGUUUGAAGGGAUAGAAAGUGUCUUUUCGGUACUUUCAUUAAACUUUUGAAAUGUUUGUAUACUUCGUGUGUGAGCCAUUUUGAAGUUUAUGCAAGUUCUAAGCAAUAACCUGCAUGUUCUACCUGGACAGCACCCUUCGUCAGUCUCCUUCAGUAUUCAGAGUGACACAAAUGACUAUUGUGUAACUCCCCUCUCCCAGUGGACACCUUGGGAGUCUCCCUGUUAAAACACUACUGUAAUGUGGUGCAAAACUUUGUAUUUUGUGAAAGAAAAAUAAAGCCACACUUAUUUAGUGCAAA